AUGAUGGAUAAUCAAUCUAAACCAUCAAUUAUUCCGUCAUAUGAGUGGUAUGAAAGAUCGAUAAAUAGAGUAGAAGAUUCAUCAUCGUCUAUAAAUAAUGUAUCAUCGAAAUUAGUGUUUUUUUUUAUAAUUGGUGAAAUGAAAGAUUUGAAAAUUCCACAAAAUACAAGAUUAUUAUUAUCAACAAAACAUUACAUUCUUCCAAUGAUUCAUUUAGAAGAUAAACAAAAAGAAACUAUUAAUUUCCCUUCAAAAAAAGUUAGAAUAAUAUUUGGAUAUUUUAAUAAUAGUAAUAAAGAAGGUGAAAUUACACUUUUUUUAGAUACAGAAUUAGAAAAAUCACAUAAUUUAAAUAUUACCAAUAAACACAUCAACAAUGAUCAACCUUUAAAAGGUUUAUCUAAAAAUUUUAAUUCAUUAUCACUUCUUUUACAAUCACUUCAAAGAAAUUAUAAUGCAUCUCUCUUAACAUUUGAUAAAUCAACAAAUACCACUAUUAAACAACUACCACCACCACUACCUCAACCACAACCACAGCCACAUCAACAACAACCACACAAUAAAAAACAAAUUGAUGAUAUAGAAUUGAAAAAGAAAAAAGAAAUUGAAGAGAUUGAUGAAAUUGAAGAUUUUGAAUCAACCCAACCAUUAGUAGUUGAUGAAGUUGAUGAUAAUUAUGAUGAUAUAGAUAAUAAUAAUAAUAAUAAUAAUAAUAGCAAUAAUGAUGAUGAUAAAUUAGAAGACAUAGAGGAACACAAUGAAGAAGAGGAGGAUCAAAUUCAUUUAUUCACACAUGCUCAUUCUUUAACACAAAAACCUCAAUUACCUAAAAAACAACAACAAAGCUUUGACGAAUUUCAACGAAAAAUUAAAGAUAAUAAAUCACCACAAAAAUUGAAACUCCAACAACAACAACAACAACAACAACAACAGAAACAAUCAAAACACUUUGAUGCAUUUGAAGAGGAGUUACUCGAACAACAAAAAAUACAUGAACAUAAAUUACAGCAACAACAACAAAUUAAACCACAAAAGCAACAACUUCAACAACCACAACAACAACCACAACAACAACCACAACAACAACCACAACAACAACCACAACAACAACCACAACAACAGCCACAACAACAACAGAAGCAGCAACAAAAACAACAACCAACUCCAAAAAAGAUAAUCAACAGUCUUCAAUUAAACAAUGUUAAUAAUAAUAAUAAUAAUAAUAAUAAUAAUAAUAAUAAUAAUAAUAAUAAUAAUAAUAAUAAUAAUAAAAAUAAAAAAGAGAUUAUGCCAGGAUGGCUAGAGAAAGCAAUUUUAUCAAAUUCAUUUCCACUCAAUCCUUGUGGUCAAAUUGUUUCAUUACCAGAAGAUUCACAUAAAAAGAAAAACAUAUCAUUAUAUUUAUCUGAUAAUAUUUGUUAUAUUCAAAUCAUUGUUUCAGAGAAUACAGUUAGAGAGGCCUUAGAAAAUAAAAAAAAUGUAUUUAAUUUUGGUUUUUUAUUUGGAUGUGUUAUUGAAAUUUUAGAUUAUACAAUAAAACCAGAUCAAGAUUUUUCAAAAUUUGUGUUAAAUAUUAAUAAAUUUGUCAUUUUAAAUAAAAAUAAACAUUCACCAAUAUCACCAACUCCAAUUUCAAAACAUCCAAGGGUUAUAUCAUUAUUAAGAAUGUAUGUAUUUAGAAAAUUUAAAACAUUUUAA
Messenger RNA from Dictyostelium discoideum AX4, 1698 nucleotides. RefSeq lists its product as hypothetical. Bases 1 to 1698 code for a protein of 565 amino acids. The transcript has 2 exons. Lineage: Eukaryota; Evosea; Eumycetozoa; Dictyosteliales; Dictyosteliaceae. The record is from RefSeq and is a predicted model, not a curated record.